This is a messenger RNA of Priapulus caudatus, 2236 nucleotides long. Its product is annotated as IQ and AAA domain-containing protein 1-like. The transcript is spliced from 16 exons. Gene Ontology annotation, molecular function: protein binding; ATP binding; ATP hydrolysis activity. NCBI's taxonomy places the organism in Eukaryota, Metazoa, Priapulida, Priapulimorpha, Priapulimorphida, Priapulidae. The record is from RefSeq and is a predicted model, not a curated record.
AUGUGGCCUAAGCGUGUGCUGAGGAACGUUCUAGAGGGAGUCAUGGGACGGAUUGUGGAACUGAAGGAUGAGAUGGUGAGCAUAGAUUCGUCCGAGUUCCAAUUCUUCGACGACAUUCUCUCCGAUCUGAAGCUCGCACCGGAACAGAUAGAUAUCCCUGUGCCACGAUACUUUGUGAGGGAGCGUCAGAAUGAGUUGCAGAAGAGGGAGAAGAUCAUCACGGACCAUCUGGAGCGGCUUGGAUUCCCAGACAAAAAGUUGCAAAAGUUGGAGCCGAAGAUGACGCUGGAGGAUGCGAUACAGAUGAUACAGAUCCACGAGCGCGCGCGCCAGGGCCGACUCAGGGCGAAGUUCAUGCAGCAGAUCAGGAAGAGGGAGGAGCGCGAGAAGAAGAGGAGGCAGCACGGCGCGCCCACGAUCGACAUCGCCGUCGCCGCGACCAAGAUACAGAAGGUGUGGAGAGGUAACCAGGGGAGAAAGAUGGCAAGGAAAGAGAAAGAGCUGGAGUUCAUAUUUCUGGGAAUGGUGCCGCCACCGCCGUCCAGCAGCGGCGCGCAGACGCCGGAGCACGUCGCGCGUAAGAUCGAGGCAAACCGGCGCGCUCUGCAGGCGCAGUACGAGCGCGACUACGAGCAGGCGCUCGACACCAUCAAGCAGAUGAUCCGGCAUCAGGAGGGUGCCGACAUGCGGGAGGCCAUGCAGGACCAGAUACGCAAGUGGAUGCUCGAGUUCAGAGACAAGACGGGAAAGUUCCCCGAAUAUCCGGAUGUGGAGGACGGAGGCUCGGCAUCAAUAUUCUGCACAAAGAAACCGGAUGAACUUGACAGCGAGCAGGCAGGGGAAGGGGAAAAGGGGAAGAAAGGCGAAGAAAAGGGGAAGAAAGGCAAGGAUAAGGGCAAGAAAGGCAAGGGCGACGACGGCAGCAGCAAAGCAAACGAGAUGCAAGAGUCGAAAUUUGUCCCCGAGAUCGUGAAAGCCUGUGUGACAGACAAGACGGGAAAGUUCCCCGAAUAUCCGGAUGUGGAGGACGGAGGCUCGGCAUCAAUAUUCUGCACAAAGAAACCGGAUGAACUUGACAGCGAGCAGGCAGGGUACGCGUGUCUGCCGCUAGGUUCCAAGUUUGUCCACGAGAGGGCGCCACACAUCACCUCAAUGAUUCUCGUCGGACCGCGCGGCACGGGUAAGCGCAUGCUGGUCGACGCCAUCUGCACGGACACCGGCGCCACCUUGUUUGAUCUCACCGCGGAGAACCUAGGCGACCGGUAUCCGGGGAAGAAGGGCCUGGAAAUGUUAUUGCACCUUGUCUAUAAGGUUGGAAAGCACUAUGCGCCUUCGGUCAUAUAUGUCGGAAAUGCAGAGCGACUCUUCGCGAAAAAGUCAGAAGCCUCCGAGACGUGCGACCCGAAGAGGCUCAAGAAGGACCUUCCCAAGCUGGUGAAGAAGUUUGUGCCGGGAGAGCGUGUGCUGCUUGUCGGUACGUCGCGAGCUCCCUUCGACGCCGACAUCAAGGGAAUCCUGGCAACGUUCCAGAAGAUCGUGCUGCUGCCGAGACCGGACUACGCGUCCAGGUUCGUUCUCUGGAAGUCGCUCAUUAAGAAGCAUGGCGGCCGGCUGGACGCGAAGUUCGACCUCAGCUCUCUGUCCAAGGUGUCCGACGGCUACACGUCCGCCCACAUCAACAUCGCGGUGAAGGAGGUGCUGACAGAGAGAAGGCUCAUACAGCAGCAUAUGAGAGCUCUCACCACGGUCGAGUUUACCGUGACACUUGCGAAGAUCGACCCCAUCUACAGGGAAGAGGAGGAAGCUUUCAAGAACUGGUACAGCAAGACGCCUAUGGGGAAGAAACGCUUCAAGGAGACGGCCGGGGCGCCGGGCGACGACGAGGAGAAGGAAAAGAAGCGCAAGAAGUCCGCAAAGAAGAAGUGAGGCGGUAGGUGGCGCCGCCGGGAGACACGCGCGGACACGUCACGUCGGUGUUUGGAUUGGCGGGCGCUCUCGCCCCGAAAUUAAACGUGAUUAUGAACUGAAGCAGAAGGAACGUACUCCGAGAUGCGUUUCCAUGACGACGACGUUUUUUUAUUGCGAGGCAGGCGAAUUUUGUCGUCGCCAUGACGAUGUCAUUACUUGCGAGGUGGAUUUUGUCGUCGCCAUGGCGAUGUCAAUACUUGCGAGGUGGAUUUUGUCGUCGCCAUGAAGAUGUCAUUACUUGCGAGGUGGAUUUUGUCGUCGCCAUGGC